GGAUGCGUGCGUGUCUUCUGCAGAGGAAAUAUAGGCUAACCCAAAGGACAACCAUGAUGAUCUUGGCAUUGCUGACACUUCUGCUGAUCACGAAUGGUUCUGCAGUGGAAACUAGUGCGACUGGCAUCGUUGGACAGACCGUAAUUCUACCUUGUGGCUGUACUAAUGUGUCUAAACUGGUAUGGCAGAAAGGUGAAACAGUAGUGAAUGGUUAUCCACAAGAAAGGAAAUCUAUAGACCAGGCUCACAUUGACAGGACUGAACUCUUCCUGGAAAAGGAGAAAACAAACUGCUCCCUUAUGAUCCUCAACAUCACUUCAGCGGAUGCAGGAGUUUACACCUGUCAUGCCUUAUUCAGUGUUUCUGACCGCAUCUGGUCGAGGAAGGAAUUAGAAGUUAAUCUAACAGUGUCUGAAAAGGAAGACGGUGGACAGCUAACCUUCUCUGGAGACAAAACUGACAACACUGUCUCUAUUAGUGUUCCCAUUGUGGUCGUGCUAAUAUUUGCUGUUGCCGUGCUUCUUACCCUACUGAUCAAAAGACGACAUCGGACAAACACGGACACUGAUUUACCAGCACAGCAGCCUAUGAUCAAAAGUGUGUGAUCUUGCUUGAAAGUAUAAUGGACUAACUUCUAUGUUGUAAUACAAGGUCCUCUACAACAGCACAGACAAUAUGAGGCCUUAGCCCUAAACACAUGUAUGUGGGCAUUACAGAGUGGUGCGUUCUGCGUCCAGACAAUCGUUGCAAUGUGCAGUCUUCAGUUGUAGCACUGUUAUACCACUGAAUUGUGAAUACACUGUGAAUAUACUUCCUGUAAACAUUAUAGUUUGUAAGAUGACAAGAUUCUCCUUGUAGGAACUGUUUAUUCAUUCUUUCAAGAACAGAUGUAAGAGGUGGGGGACGUGCAGUAUAUAUAGCAUAUUCCACCUAUUUGAGUCAUUGGUGGUCUCAUGCUUAAAAAGGCUUUUCAAAUCACUGUUUUUUAUAGUUCAUAUGUGUAUUGCAAUGAUUUAUUAAGCACACACCAUGUAAGCUUCUUUUCAUUUACUCUUGAAUGGGUUGUCUUUCUCAGCCUAUGCUGAUUUUCAUUUAUGUGGAAGAAAUAUUGCACUCCCUAUGGGAUAUGUUUGCUUUUUUUUACUCUACUAAAUUUCAUUUACUUUUAAAUGAAUUCUGCUUCAAACCUGCCGAGGCAAUAAACCUUUUACAAAUACA
Messenger RNA from Rhinichthys klamathensis goyatoka, 1218 nucleotides. RefSeq lists its product as uncharacterized. Lineage: Eukaryota; Metazoa; Chordata; Actinopteri; Cypriniformes; Leuciscidae. The transcript is spliced from 5 exons. The record is from RefSeq and is a predicted model, not a curated record. Gene Ontology annotation, biological process: T cell costimulation; negative regulation of T cell proliferation; cellular response to lipopolysaccharide. Gene Ontology annotation, cellular component: external side of plasma membrane. The coding region runs from base 3 to 605 and encodes 200 amino acids.